Molecule: messenger RNA, 535 nt
Organism: Lycium ferocissimum
Lineage: Eukaryota; Viridiplantae; Streptophyta; Magnoliopsida; Solanales; Solanaceae
Product: defensin-like protein P322
Exons: 2
Coding region: 95-331 (78 amino acids)
Biological process (GO): defense response
Source: RefSeq, a predicted model, not a curated record
CCUAUAUAAGGACAUACUAGCCCCAGUAGCUCUCACAUAUAUCAAAAAACACAUAAAAUUGUAAGGUGCCUCUCUCUCAAAAAUCUGUCUGAAAAUGGCACACUCCAUGCGCUUCUUUGCUAGUGUGUUACUUCUAGCAUUGCUUGUCAUGGCCACUGAGAUGGGACCAAUGAGAAUUGCAGAGGCAAGACAUUGCGAGUCGCAGAGCCAUCGUUUCAAGGGCGUAUGUGCGAGCGAGAAGAACUGUGCCUCAGUUUGCGAGACUGAAGGAUUUUCCGGUGGUGACUGCCGUGGACUCCGCCGCCGUUGCUUCUGCACAAGGCCAUGCUAAGAGUAGUAUUCAUGAUAUGUAAAGAAGAAGUUUGAGAGUAACUCUUUGAAUAAAUUACACUAUGAUUGUUCAAAGUUUGUGCUAGUUUUGUUUCUUAAGCUAGUUGUGAUCUUUGAUUGUAUGCAAUUAUGGUGUGGUAGACUCGUAAUUUAUGUGGUGUAUUUCUUGUUUUCUGCAACAUUAUGGAUAAUUACCUUCUUUUCU